Messenger RNA from Engraulis encrasicolus (European anchovy), 2668 nucleotides. RefSeq names its product lunapark, ER junction formation factor (gene lnpkb). The transcript has 14 exons. The record is from RefSeq and is a predicted model, not a curated record. Gene Ontology annotation, biological process: endoplasmic reticulum tubular network organization. Gene Ontology annotation, cellular component: endoplasmic reticulum tubular network. Lineage: Eukaryota; Metazoa; Chordata; Actinopteri; Clupeiformes; Engraulidae. The coding region runs from base 192 to 1673 and encodes 493 amino acids.
GCAGGGAGAGGGCAUAAACAGGUCGGAGAAUGGACGAUUGGGAUAACAAUCAUUGUUGAACUGGUGUAGGACUGGAUUGAACAAAGAGUAACUGGUGUGUGAAUGGUAAGGGCUUGCAUCCCUUUCUUUGAGGAAGGAGGUCUCCUGGGUGGCUGUUGUUCUUCUGAGGCAGUCGGUGCUGGGCUCUAGCAAUGGGAGUGGUUCUUUCACGCUGGAGGGCCAAGCCUUCCACGGUGGAGCUCUUAGAAGGCUUGGACAAGGACAUAAAGGACCUGGAGGAGUUCCGAGCUAAGAACCAGCGUCUUCAGAAGUUGUGGGUGGGCCGCUUCCUCUUCUACUCCUCAGUGCUGUACCUGCUCACCUGCUUCGGCAUCUACUUCUGCUACCUGCCCGACGAGUGGGGCGCCCGCAUCGUCAUGGCGCUGCCCAUGCUGGCCUUUCCCGUGCUAGUGUGGUUCGUUCGGAAACUCCUGAUUUUCUUGUUUUCCAAGAGAACAGAGAGAAACAAUGACAAACUUGAAGAUUUGAAAGUUGAGAAAAAGAAGAUUUUGGAAGAGGUGAUGGAAAAGGAAACGUAUAAGAAUGCCAAGCUCAUCUUGGAGAGAUUCGACCCCGAGGCAAAAAAGAAAGCAGAGGCAGAGGCCGCACCCUCAGGAACCCCUCUCAGACCAGAUCUGCGUCGGCGUAACGUUCCCAUGGGCACUCCAGUUCCAGGACAGAGACCAGUUCCAGGCCAGGGUCCAGGCAUGACCCCUGGCAUGACCCCUGGCAUGACCCCUGGCAUGACCCCCGGCGGUGUCGCCGGCACCCCAGCCGGGCCCUCCAUGAUGCCCCGGUCCGCCCCAGGUGGGCCCCCCGAGACGGGUGCAGUCGCGGGCCCGGGCCCGAGCACAAGCGCCACCCCCCACCCUGCGCAGAGUGCCACCCCCAUGAGGAGGAACCCUCUACCCACCCCCUACAGUCCGCUCAUGGGGCCAGUUGGACAGCACCCCCCUGGUCCCCAGCUGGUGCGUCCCAUCCUGCCAAGAGAGAGGGGGGCAGUGGACCGUGUCAUCGAGUACCUGGUGGGGGACGGACCUCAGAACAGGUAUGCGCUCAUCUGCCAGCAGUGCUAUUCCCAUAAUGGCAUGGCCCUCAAGGAGGAGUUUGAGUUUGUCGCCUACAGGUGCGCCUACUGCUACUUCCUGAACCCGGCGCGUAAGACCCGCCCCCAGGCACCGCGGCUUCCCGAGUUCAGCUUCGAGAGACGCCUGCGCUCCGGGUCGCCUGCCCCUGACUCCUCGGAGGCGCGGGACAGCGCGGAGGACAGCGACGCGGGCACAGGAAGGAAGGGAGGUACUUCAGGUGUUGUGUUGGGUAGGUCUGCUACUGCUGGGCCCUCUGGAGGUGUUGUGUUGACUAGGUCUACUGCUCAGGCCCCCGCAGCUGCACCAACUCCAUGGAGUAAAGUACACAGCUUCAGCAAAGCCCCAGAUACAGGUGAGCAGGAGCUUGAAGAUGCCCUAGAACAGCAUACAGAUACAGAAGAGGCCACGCCCAGCCAGGAAGUGAUUGAGGAGGGGGAGGAGUCUCAUAGGCCUCCCUCUCGGCGUAGCCCCUCCCCUGGGUCGCAAGAGGAUAGUGGGGUGGGCGGAGUGAGAAGCAGGAGGCAGGAAGAGGAGGAGUCAGAGUGACAACUGUUGAUUGGGUUUUAAAUAAUCAUGACAGUUCUGCUUUUUCACAAUGGGUUACAGGUGCAGGCUUCUUUUAGAUGAUUUUACAGUAAGGUUGUUCUUGUUUUCUUGUUUUAAAAAAGGCAACAACAGGGUUUUCCUCCGUUUGGUUUACAUCGUGUUUACAUCAUCUAGGUGUGUUUUCAUUUGCACUAGUUGGGCCCAGAACUAGCAUGGAUUUAGCCUAGUUUAAAUCCCUAGAAGAAGUUUGAAUGACUUUAUAAUGAAAAGCCAAGUAACUGCGCUGUUUUUCAGUGAGCGUUUGCCAAUGUUUUAUGAUUUGCCAUGUUUAUUUAUUGGAAAAUUAUUUUGUUUAAACCCUCUUCUCAACAUUUGACAUGAUAGUUUCCGUGCCUUUUUCCCUGACGAAUUCAAAUGUUGAUGUGCAACAGUUUGACAAGCCCCCAUUUCACAGCUGGCAGCUCUAUGUGUGUGUGAUUGACGGUCUGUGCUAGCAUCUGUUUCGGCACCCUAGGUCAGUGCGAUCCAGAGAUACUCCGAGAACAUGGUUAAGUGAUUAACCUGGCUAAGUUCACCCACAGAAAGCUGUAAAUCUGUGAAUAGAAAGCCAGUACAACUCAUCUAAUUGAGAAUAUGAGGACUCCAGGGUGUUGUAUUAUCUGAUUUACCACUUCCUCCAGGUUAACUUAACCUGGUUUACUACUGAACUGUGUUCUUGGAAUACCCCCUCUGGUAUACAAACUGUUCUGUCUUGGAUGGUGUCACUGCCUACUUCUACUGUGCUUAUUUACAGUGUUAUUUUAGAACAUGUGCACUAUGGUUAACUGAUAAGUUAUUACUAUUUUUUCUCUGUAUGUGUUGCUGUUUGUACAGUAUGCAGUCAUACAGGACAUCUGAUAAGGUUCUGUUCUGGGUGCCACAUGUUGAUAUACCAGCGUUUUGCUGUGUGUUUAUGCAUGGCAUGGCAUGUCAAUAAAAAAUGAAACCUCAUUCAA